Phragmites australis (common reed) is the source of this 2115-nucleotide messenger RNA. Its product is annotated as methionine aminopeptidase 2B-like. The coding region runs from base 427 to 1848 and encodes 473 amino acids. Gene Ontology annotation, molecular function: metalloaminopeptidase activity. The record is from RefSeq and is a predicted model, not a curated record. Gene Ontology annotation, biological process: proteolysis. Lineage: Eukaryota; Viridiplantae; Streptophyta; Magnoliopsida; Poales; Poaceae. The transcript has 12 exons.
UCUCUGCAAUUUCUUCAUCCCCUUCCCCAUUCGAGACUCCAGGCCGCGCUCGCCACCCGUUCGCGCAAGGCGACUGGUCCGAGGCUAGGGUUUCGCGUCCAGCCGCCGCCGCCUGCGGUCAGCGCCGUGGAGUGCCCGACCCUCCUUCUCCCACGUCGUGCUUGCCUUCCUCCACGUCGCAGCCCCCGAAGCCCCGGCGUCGAACCAUCCUUCCUCGUCGGCGAGCCCUCGUUCCCGAGCUGCCCCAGGCCGUUGAGAUACCCAACGCCGCCGAGGAACUGCAACAGACCUCCCCCACGCCGGCAUCAUCUCUGAAGCCUCCACACCGCCGAGGAACCCGACGAGCAGAUCUCCCCCAAGCCGCCCAAGCCGCCAAGAUCCCCCAAGCCACGGUCAAGGUUUGAAACUGCUUUAGAAAUAUACAAUAUGGCUGUGGUUGAUGCAACAACAAAGGAGAUGGAGGCAUUACAUGUUGGACAAAAGCAAGAAACGGAAGAGAAUCUGAGUAAAGAAGGAAAAGUUGCAAAUAGCAAUGGUGCAGUUCCUGCAGUUCAGUCCUCACCACCAGAGGAUGAUGACGAAGCCCAAGCUGAUGGCCCAUCUCAAGAUGGAGCACCAGAAGCUGGAAAGAAGAAAAGGAAGAAAAGCAAAGCCAAAAAGAAGAAGGACCCUCUCCAGCAGACAGAACCUCCAUCAAUACCUGUUGAUGAGCUUUUCCCUUCAGGAGACUUUCCUGAGGGUGAAAUCCAGCAAUAUAAGGAUGACAAUUUAUGGAGAACAACUAGUGAGGAAAAGAGGGAACUGGAACGACUGCAAAAGCCGAUGUACAACUCUGUUCGCCGAGCAGCAGAAGUUCAUAGACAGGUGCGGAAAUAUAUGAGGAGCAUUAUAAAGCCAGGAAUGUUAAUGAUUGAUCUAUGUGAAACAUUGGAAAACAUGGUCCGGAAACUUAUCAAGGAGAAUGGACUGCAAGCUGGUAUUGCCUUUCCAACAGGGUGCUCCUUGAAUUGGGUUGCAGCUCACUGGACUCCAAACGCUGGUGACAAAACUGUAUUACAGUACGAUGAUGUGAUGAAGCUGGAUUUUGGAACACAUAUAGAUGGGUACAUAGUUGAUUGUGCAUUUACUGUUGCAUUCAAUCCCAUGUUUGAUCCAUUGCUUCAAGCAACAAAAGAUGCGACAAAUACUGGAAUCAAGGAAGCUGGAAUAGAUGCACGGCUUUGCGAUGUUGGUGCUGCAAUCCAGGAAGUCAUGGAGUCCUAUGAGGUUGAAAUCAAUGGGAAAGUUUUCCAAGUAAAAAGUGUUCGGAACCUCAAUGGACAUAGCAUUGGGCCAUAUCAAAUCCAUGCUGGGAAAUCAGUUCCGAUUGUUAAAGGUGGAGAACAAACAAAAAUGGAGGAAGGGGAAUUUUAUGCCAUUGAAACUUUUGGAUCUACCGGAAGGGGAUUUGUCCGGGAGGAUUUAGAAUGCAGUCAUUAUAUGAAGAACUUUGAUGUUGGACAUGUGCCUUUGAGGGUAGCAAAAGCCAAGCAACUACUUGGGACUAUCAACAACAACUUUGGAACACUCGCUUUUUGUCGCCGGUACUUGGACCGCCUUGGUGAGACCAAGUAUCUCAUGGCUCUGAAAAAUCUCUGUGAUGUUGGUAUUAUUCAGGUAUGUGAAAAGCUCCAUCUCCACUCCAGUCCGAAUCUUGUUAUCGCCAUGGUUAUUCACAGUUUCUUGCUCUGUUUGCAGCCGUACCCGCCAUUGUGUGACGUGAGGGGAAGCUAUGUCUCACAGUUUGAGCACACAAUCUUACUCCGGCCAACCUGCAAAGAGGUCAUAUCCAGAGGCGACGACUACUGAUUGCAGCGCAGCUCCUUUUGUACCGGUUGUUUGCGAUGAGUGCACACCGUUUUUGCGCAACCUGUGUACUACCUGUUUGUGGAUCAUAGGACAUAUCAGAGUCAGAUAAAUAAUUUGGCACUCUCUCAAAUUUGAGUCCGGAAUGUGUGGAAACGUGUUUUUCGAUGAGCUGAAGUUGCUGCCCCCUUGUACUACUAUGUUGGAUAACCUCCGUAAAGAUUGUCAUGAGAAGUAAUACCUUGUCCUGGAAACAUGGAUUUUACUGCA